Messenger RNA from Penicillium cataractarum, 4944 nucleotides. RefSeq lists its product as uncharacterized. Lineage: Eukaryota; Fungi; Ascomycota; Eurotiomycetes; Eurotiales; Aspergillaceae. Gene Ontology annotation, biological process: protein O-linked glycosylation. Gene Ontology annotation, molecular function: glycosyltransferase activity; protein binding. The record is from RefSeq and is a predicted model, not a curated record. Bases 1 to 4944 code for a protein of 1647 amino acids. The transcript is spliced from 3 exons.
AUGUUUCCGACCGUCGCGCCUUUCCCUUCGGUGCAUCCCCAUCACCAUAUGCACCCCUAUCCCACUCACGAUGCAUUAAAUCAAUCUCCCUACGAAGUGAAUGACCCCGGUUUCCCCGCAACGAACGACCCCUCCAAAUCCUUCUAUAAUCAAUCUUUACGAUCACGCCUCCAACUGCCGCAACCCGUUCAACGACUCGAUGCCCGCGAUGCGACGACCUCUGGCUCGAACCCACAUGCUACGGCUGAGCAUGCACUAAGACGGAAGACCCCGAAUGGAACUCUAGCUGCUGGCUACGAUGGCACCCCCGGUGAUACUACGAUCCAACCUGCCACGAAACAUAUAUUGGUCUCACCGAUGGACUCGACCCAAUUUCUGUCUCCUCACAGCGGAACACCGGGAGAUAUGUGGCAGCAGUCCACGGUGGACCACUCGGGACCUAAACACAUGAACUUCCCGCCCGUGUUCAAGAACGACGGUAUCAACUCCAUGGCCUCUGGAGAGUUCGUUCAGGAUGCGAACGGCACUAGCUGGGUGCGUCCUGUCAACUACCCACCAGGCAUCGACUCGGUCUUGAAUCAAAGUUUGCCUUUGCAGGGACCACAACGGUUCAUCAUGCAUAACGGUGCCUACGUCCCAACCGUCCUUCCUGCAACUCUUCAGCAAUGUGUUGGACCGACUGCCUCCGCGGGUACUGGCCCAUAUGGACCAUACUGGCCGGACGGCGUAUAUAUUCCGUAUCGCCCUGCAGCAAUUCGUGAUUCGCGUUUCGGCUCUCCUCAUCCGACUGGCCAACCUUUCUUUGAUAUCAACCAGCCGGUCUUCAACCAACCCCAACCACCCUUGGGCAGUCGUCCAGAUACGUCCUUUGCCUGGGGCCAAUCUGCACCCGGCUUGCCCACGCAAGAUCCUCUCAUGAAACCUAUAUUUCCCCCACGACAUUCGGAUCAAUUACCAUACCAUGCUCGCGUCAAUCGAUCAGUGUCGGGGCUUCCAACGAACCCAUCGAAUACUAAUUCCAUGAAUUGGACUGGUCGUCCCUCGGCAGGACCCGGUUUCCAUGGCUCAGGCCCAGCGGUUACUGGGAACAUUGAGUUCAAGGAGAAGAUACUCUCCUGGGCCCAUGGUGUAUAUGUCGAUCUUCUUGCCACAAUUCAUCAGGCUCGCCGUAAUAGCAUCUCUAACAGCGGUGCUGAUGGCCACGGCCACCGGUUUUUGAAACCGAGUAUAUACCCCAAACCUCCCCGCCAGCCGGGCCUCGAUUUCUCUCAGAACCCCUCCGAUAUUCCCCGCCACAACAGCUACCCAUCAAGUCAAUUUGAUUUACAACGGCAAAAACUUGGCCUGCUAGCUAACCCCAGGAUGAACGAUUCCCACUCCACGUCACUGUCACAAAAUAGCGCCCACGGUCGUCGCCCAUCGUUGAGCCAAUUCUCUCAUCACCAUAGGGGUUCGGACUCGCAGAUGAGAGAUGCUGCUCGAUUCCCAGGAUCUGCAAAUGGAUCUCGGUUCUCGGGGUCUCCGUUCAAUGAAGGCUCCCCUGUCAACAACGCGGGAUCUGCUCUAGAGAUGCUUUCUCAUCUUUGUAUGGAGAGUAAUUGGGAAUGGAUUGAUGGGAUGCUUCUUGGUGGCUGCUUGGCUUACGGAUUGGGCGAUUAUCACAAGGCUAUGCGGUGGUAUUCGAGGAUUAUCGCUCGUGAUUCGACUCACGUGGAAGCCAUCUCCAACCUCGCCGCGACACUGUUGGCGCUUGACCGUCGGGAAGAGGCCUUGCAGAAUUGGUUACGUGCUGUGAAAUUACGACCUAGUUUCUUUGAGGCCGUCGAACAUUUGAUCGGCCUGUUGUGCACCAGUCACCGCGGCAGGGAAGCCGUCAACAUUAUCGAUUUUGUACAAACAUCCCUCCGUCAUCCCAAGGAUGGCGAUUGUUUCAAGGCAGAUGAGCAUGCCAGUGAGCCAGAAAGCGACGCUGAGAGCAACGUGUCUGAUGUCGGCAUGUAUGAUAAGGCAUCAUUCGACUACGAUGACGAUAUGGGCGGGGCCCAUGGCUUGAAUUUGGGUUCCCCCGAUAUGUCCACACCUGCUGGCUUUGCGACCAGCGGGUAUGCUAUCCCUGGCUCAGACAACGGGCGAAUGCUGGCUCUCAUUCAUGCCAAGGGGAACAUGUUGUAUGCCCUUGGUGAUAAUGCGGGGGCUGCGUCUGCUUUCGAGGAUGCCGUUUUGAUUGCUGCUGGGAGAAGGCGGCAUGGUAUCCAGAGCCUUAUCAAGCAGAUCUUUGCUGCCUUCUCGCAUCGACCCAGUAAUGGAUACCAUCAGCCUGAGACGGAGUCCAACGAGAGUGUUCUUCUGUAUCCCGACAGAGCGCUUCAGACUUCCAAACUCGUCUUCCAGUCUAGUGGGACACCACCUGGGCUUAAAUACGUCGCAGAAGGCAUUUCCCGAAACGCUGCCGUGUCCACUACCAGCAACUCGCUCCUUUCCCUGGCAAAAAUUUAUCAGGAUGGAAUGUCCACUGUUUCGUCUGGAGCCCCCAAGUCUGCACCUGGCGUGCGGGAUAUCCUCGCUCUUUACUAUCUGUCUCUCUCCUUGCAACCGAGCCCGUCUACCGCCAACAAUGUUGGUAUCUUGCUGGCUGGUAUCCAAAACAACCCACCAGCUCGGGGGUUGAUUCGCCCCAACGGCGAGAGCCAACAUCCCGAGAUACCUGGCGUUGUGCCCGGCAGUGGUAUCUCCUUGGCAUUGGCAUACUAUAACUACGGACUGCAUCUUGACUCUCGCCAUGCUCACCUGUAUACCAACCUGGGCAGUCUCCUCAAAGACAUUGGCCAACUUCAAGCUGCUAUUAAGAUGUAUGAGCAAGCCGUGCAGUGCGAUGGUAACUUUGACAUAGCGCUGGCCAAUUUGGCCAAUGCCGUCAAGGAUGCUGGCCGUGUCAACGAUGCCAUCUCUUAUUACAAGCGCGCUGUCAAGGUGAAUCCCGACUUUGCUGAGGCAGUGUGUGGUCUGGCGAAUGCGUUGAACUCGGUGUGCAACUGGGUCGGCCGUGGAGGCAUUAUCAAUAGCCGUGGUUUUCGUGAUCGCUGGCACGUGGACGAAAACGGCAUGCUUCGGGAUGCUCACAGUAGCGACUCGGGCGCUGGCUGGAUUAAGAGAGUUGUCGACAUCGUCGACCGGCAAUUGCGUGAAGGCGAAUACUGGGGUCGGGGACUGCUGACCCCAACCACGGCCGAGCAGCUCGUUGCUCAAUUGGCCACUGCAUUGGAUUCGGGUCGCAUGGGAUCUAAUCGCAGGUUGUCCUUGGCUAAGGUUCUUCAGUCUUGGGCUGGCAAGAAAUGGGAAGGGUCUCGCAUUGUCCGUCUGGUCGAGCGUGCCAUUCGCUCAAUCACGUGGCAGUGGUAUCAGGAUCGCUAUGUCUAUGGCAAGGACUAUCCUGCUUCCAAGUACCGUCGACCUCAACUUCCAACAGCUCUCACGGCUCCGAAUGCCCCGACAGUUCUCCCCUUUCACACCUUCACUUGCCCUCUCUCUGCCAAGCAGAUCCGGCAAAUCUCCCAGCGAAAUGGCCUACGCAUCUCAUGCUCGACCCUGCGAUUGCCCUGGCUUCCUGCGACCGUUUAUCGACCACCGUCCCCUCCCAAACCGUACCUUCGAGUUGGCUAUGUGUCAUCGGACUUUAAUAAUCACCCACUGGCUCACCUGAUGCAGUCCGUAUUCGGAUUGCACAAUCCCAACAAGGUGAGGGCUUACUGCUACGCGACAACCGCCAGCGACAAGUCCAUCCACCGCCAACAGAUCGAGAAGGAGGCACCUGUUUUUCAUGACGCCAGCGGAUGGCCCGUUGAUCGACUGGUCCAGCAGAUCGUUGACGACGGAAUCCACAUUCUGAUUAACUUGAACGGCUACACGCGCGGAGCACGUAAUGAAGUCUUCGCCGCUCGGCCUGCGCCCAUACACAUGUCCUUUAUGGGCUUUGCUGGUACCCUCGGUGCAGAGUGGUGCGACUACAUUCUUGCUGACCAGCUCUCCAUUCCGCCGGAAACUCUGAGCCCCGGACGGCGCACCACGCGGAUUGAGGAUCGGAUGCUAGAAGAUGAUAAUGGCGAGGAUCUGGAAGAUUGGGUCUAUGGUGAGAAGAUCGUUUUCACUCGUGAUACGUUCUUUUGCUGCGACCAUCGACAGAGUGCACCGGAUGCGGGGGAGCGCCCGCUCUCUUGGGAUGAAGAGCAGAUGCGCCGCUGGCGGAUGCGUAAGGAGCUAUUUCCUCAGCUGAGCGAUGAUACGAUCAUCCUGGGGAACUUCAAUCAGCUGUACAAGAUUGAACCCACUACAUUUCGAACGUGGCUGCGUAUUUUAGCGCGCAUUCCCAACUCUAUUCUCUGGCUCCUGCGGUUCCCAGAGACGGGUGAGCAGAAUCUUAGGGAAACUGCCAAGGCAUGGGCUGGUGAAGAAACGGCUUCUCGGAUCAUCUUCACUGAUGUGGCACCGAAAAACGCGCACAUUGCGCGGGCCAAAGUUCUAGAUCUCUUCCUGGAUACCCCCGAAUGCAAUGCGCAUACAACAGCGACCGACGUUCUCUGGAGUGGAACUCCGCUGCUCACGCUGCCGCGGUACAAGUACAAGAUGUGUUCGCGAAUGGCAAGCAGUAUCCUGAGCAGCGCUCUACCAAGCGGCGAAAUGGGCCACCGAGCCCGGGAGGAGCUCAUUGCGUCUUCGGACGAUGACUACGAGAACAAAGCAAUCCGGCUGUGCAUGGAUCUGCAAUACAUGCCUGGUGGCGAAGGCCGCGCGCGCGGCCGACUGGCCGACAUUCGACAGAUGCUGUUUCUACAGCGAUAUAAGAACAAGCUAUUUGACACGGCGCGCUGGGUGCGUGACCUGGAAGAUGCUUACGAGGCGGUGUGGGCGCAAUGGGUGAAUGGCGAAGAAGGCGAUAUCUGGUUAUGA